Molecule: messenger RNA, 4516 nt
Organism: Octopus bimaculoides (California two-spot octopus)
Lineage: Eukaryota; Metazoa; Mollusca; Cephalopoda; Octopoda; Octopodidae
Biological process (GO): meiotic sister chromatid cohesion; double-strand break repair
Cellular component (GO): meiotic cohesin complex
Molecular function (GO): chromatin binding
Source: RefSeq, a predicted model, not a curated record
UUUUCAGAUUAAGUCAUGUUUUACAGCACUGAGAUUCUCAACCAAAGAGGAGGCCGUUUUGCUCUGAUAUGGCUGGCAGCAACCAAAGGCCGAAAGCUAUCAAGACGAGAAGUGUGUGGUGUAAAUUUAGUAGAUACAUGCCAUGCUAUUUUAAAGUACCUCAGAUCGAAAGCUGUCAGACAGCGCCUGUCCCUCUACUUAUCCACCCAGUUGAUGUAUGGUACCUUGAUUAUAUACCAGCGGCAAAGCUCAGUUUUAUUAGACGAGGUCAACAGUCUUUUUAUUCAGUUCCGAAGCUUAAAGGUCAUUCACAAUCCUAUAGAACUUCAGUCAACUCCAUUAAGGGACAGAGUCACAAGAUCAGACUUUUUUGCUGAUAUAGAUUUGAGGUUUGGAGAGUUUAAAGAUGUCAUGAUAGACAUUGAAGAAAUACCAACUGUAGAAGUAUGGAGCAGAGAUUUUUCUUUUGAAAUACCACUUCAAUCAGAUUACACUCUAACUACCCAGAAAGAGCUAUCGACUCCAUCUCCAUCUAGUUUACCUUCAAAAUCUAAGCCUGAACCCCUUCCGCCAUUCUCUAUGCCCGAAGACCAGUUGAGGAUGCGGGAGUCUGUUGCAGUGGACAUGACUAUGUUUCAGGUAGAGCCUGAUUUACCAACAUUUGAUGCCCAAGGUUUGCAGAUGAUAGUAAGUGAGGAAACUGAUCUCAACAUUCUUCUGCCAACUGAAGAAUUGCCAGAAGCAAAGCCAGCUAAGGAACAAGUGACUCCCAAGAAAGAUGUACCUGAUAGCAGUGUGCCUGGAGCUCCGCAAAGACGUGUCCCAAAGGAAAAAGAUGCUGAUAUCACAGUUGUCCAAGACAAGCCACCUGAAAAACGUCCACGCAUUAUUCCAUUGGUUCUUCCUCCAAUUGAGAGUCCUCGAAGAAGACGUCGUGUACGACAUUUGAGGAUUGAUGCUGAUACUUGUAUUAACAAGAAAGAUAUACAAUACAACAUAGUAAAUACAAGAGAUAUUGUGAGAAACAUACAGGAUGUUCAAGUAGGCCAUCCCCUUCUGCUAGCCAGUACAACCAAAGAACUCUUUAAGAAUCCUGCCAGAAAAGCGCUAAAACAUAAGCUUUUGUUUCCACUUUGGGAAAGAAACUUAAAACAAGUUGAUGAUUUCAGUGAAACAGAAUCAGAUCAGAAAAGACCUAUGUUUUGUGUACCAGAACUAGUGUUGACCUCUGAUUCCUCAACUCCCAGGUCUGAUCAACCACAGGACAUUUCAUCUGUAGAGUUACCUCGGCCGUCAUCUGAUGUUAGUGACCGUCAAAGGUCAAGCGUAGCUGACAGAAGUGUGACUCCUGUCAGUCUUAAAACUGGAAGAUUGACAGAUUCUUUGCAUGAAAGCACUCCUAGGAAAAAAAGGAAAACCAAAAGCCUGAGUGAAGAAGAGACAACCCAAAUUGAACAACUUUCAAUCCAGCAACUUGAUGAGGAGCUGUAUCCUUUAGUUGAAGAAAUACCUCUGGAUUUACCCAGCAUAUCAAUAUCUCCUGUGAAAUCGGAUGAAGACAAAACCCCUAAAUUUAGGCACCUUCAAGAUUAUAUUGUAAUGAAUGUGGAAAAACGCACUCAAACAGAACGUUGGACAACAUUCAAGCAGAUUUGUCCGCCUGGACUAAUUAAUAAGCGAAGAGCAGCCUGUCUGUUUUGUGCUUUACUUAUGGCUCAUCAGAACUGCCUGAUACGCCUCAAACAGAAGGAACCAUACGGUGAUAUCUACAUCAGAUUAAGGACAACACCACCACCAUAAGAUCAAUCUUUGUACACUCUCUCGUCACACACACACAGAUACUGCAUAGUAGCAUCAUUAAACAUCAAGGACUGAACAUCUUCUAUUUCUCUCUUCUAUCUUUUCUCUUUCCAAAGAAAAUAUUUCUCCCAGCAUUCACUAUUUUCCUCUCGUUCUGGUCUAACAACCCUCCUUGUUUGUUUUCAUUCGGUUUCCUUGUGUGUCUCCACUAUCCUGUUUUUGUUCCCAACUUUCACCCUCCAUAAAUCCAAAAUUUUAUUUUGGAAUUUAUGGGAGCAUCUGUCUUUGAAGACUCAUAUUGUUGUUGAAUGCUCGAAAUGAGGAGUAGAUAGACAGCCGACAACUGAUGAAGGGUCAUUCUUUGUGUUACUUGUCUUGUUUUCCAUUUUUUCCUCUUGUUGUUUGUGUAUUUAACUCGUUUGUUUUCAUACUUCAUGUUGUUUACACAGUUGAUGACAUCCUGUACCCAUAUAAGCAUGCAUACAUAUAUAUUAUAUUAUUAUUUAAUGGAACACCAUGCAUUCAUUUCUAAGUAAGUUUAUAUAAAUGCAUACAUACAUUCAUGUGUUUGUGAGUGUGUGUGUCUAUGUAUAUACAGGGUGCGAUGAAUAAACUGUUGUCUGAAUUACACAAAAAUGAAAAUAACACUGACAUCUCAUUUUAACAGAUAUAUUUACCGAAAUUACAUAAAAAUAUCUUGAAACAUUAAAGAGUCAAGUUAUUCAAUAAAAUUGCCAUUGGCUUCAACCACGGUCUCCAGACAACUUUGGAAUCUCCUGCGACUCUUGGUGAAUGCUGCCGUAAUCCUUGCUUUCAGUUUAUCUUUGGCGUUACAAGGAGUUUUGUUGGUCCCUCGCUCAACUUCACCCCACACACAAUAAUCAAGGAGUUAGAUGGCCAGAUGUUCGGGGCUGAUGAGGUCACAAUUUCUGUGACCUCAUCACCUUCGAACAUGACUAGGUUCUUCUGCUUGUGUGGCAUAAUGCAGAGUCCUGUUGCCAGACAGAGGGUCUUCCAGUAGCCACCCUCUUGACCCAGGGCAGCACUACCUCCUCCAGGUACUUGAUGUAGGCCUCCCUGUUGAGUCUGAGGUCUUAUGGAAAAAUGAAUGGAGGCACAAUGUCGCCAUCUAGUGAUCACUCCGAACACUAUGAUGUUGACUGGAUGUUUGAUUUUUAUCACUCUUGGUACAUGUCCUCAGAUUGACAUCCAAACACUGAAAUGUUCAUAUUGGAGCUUCUGGCCCAAAUGCCAAGCAAUACAGCAUAUCAUUUCCAAAUUUCUGGCAGAGUGAAUUGUGUCUUGGUGCUGUUUUUCUCAGAGAUGGUGCCCAACUGACUCUACUAUACUGUGUAGUCAACAAAAUCAGAAACAAAAAUGUGCCUGUGUGAAAUUAAACAUGUUAAAUGGUGCCAAUUUACUCAUCGUACCCUGCAUACAUGCACAAACACACAUACAUGCCAACAUGCAAUGCAUUUAUUUUGGUCUCUAUUAUUUAAGCGUCUGCAAUAUUUUACAUGCAUUUUUUUUUUGCCUAUUAAUAUAUUUAUAUGUAUUUUAAUAUAUAAACACCAUAGAAAAUGAAAUUACUACCAAGAUAUAAUAAAAAUGGGAGGAGUAACAAACAGACAUUAAAAUAUCUAAGUAAAUAAGGAUAAUGAUGAUGGUGGUAAUAAUAAUAAUAAUAAUAAUAAUAAUAAUAAUAAUAAUAAUAAUAAUAAUGAUCCGUUCUACUAUAGGCACAAGAUCUGAAAUUUGGGGGGCAAGGACUAGUCGAUUACAUUUGAACUCAGAACCUAAAGACAGAUGAAAUACCGCUAAGCAUUUUGUCCAGCAUGCUGCCCUAAUGAUGACGAUGACGAUGACGAUGACGAUGACAACAACGACGAUAAUAUAAUAAUAAUAAUAAUAAUAAUAAUAAUAACAAUAAUCUUUUCUACUCUCGGCAAAAAAAUUUUGGGAGAGGGGCUCAGUCAAUUAGAUCUAUAAGUACAAGACCUUAAAUUUUGAGGGAGGGAGCUUGUCAAUUAUAUCAAUCCCAGUGCUUGACUGUUACAUUAUCAACCCUAAAAAGAUGAAAGGUAAAAUUGACCAUGGCAGGAUUUGAACUCAGAAUGUAAAGAUCAGGAAGAAAUGAUGCUAAGUAUUUUGUCCGGUGCCCUAAUGGUUAGCAACAAUAAUCAUUUCUAACAUUGCCAUCUUUAAACAUCCUUUCAAAAUAAUUUUAAGGCCUUUCACUUGAUUUAAUUAAAAAAAAAAAUUUUUUUAAAAUUUUCUUUUUAUAAACAUCACAUAACUCCCGAUAAAUGUAAAAAAAAGAGCCAAAAAACAGCAAAUUAAGAAAUGAAAAUCAAAGUUGUGGCUUCAAUGUUGAUAUUGAUAUGAAAAUUAUAUACCCCUUCAUCAAAAAUAAUCACUCAGGACAGCCUACAUACAUACAUACAUCAUCAUCAUCAUCAUCACUGUUUAAAGUCCACUUUCCAUGCUGGCAGGGGUUAGACAGUUUGGCAGGAGCUUGCCCCAAACCUGUCUGUCUGUUUUGGCAGGAUAUUUACGGCUAGAUGCCCUUCCUAACACCAACCACUCACCCAGCAGAGUGAACUACACGCAUACAUAUAUGCAUACACACACACACAUUUAUAUAUGUAUAUAUUGGUUACAAAAAUCAAUGAAAUCAAAUGAAAUUAUGCUCAUGGAUAUGUUGGUGGAUGGACAU